This is a messenger RNA of Tetrahymena thermophila SB210, 5874 nucleotides long. RefSeq lists its product as hypothetical. Gene Ontology annotation, molecular function: peptidase activator activity; proteasome binding. The transcript has 15 exons. NCBI's taxonomy places the organism in Eukaryota, Ciliophora, Oligohymenophorea, Hymenostomatida, Tetrahymenidae. Gene Ontology annotation, cellular component: cytosol; nucleus. Gene Ontology annotation, biological process: proteasomal ubiquitin-independent protein catabolic process. The record is from RefSeq and is a predicted model, not a curated record.
AUGAAUAGCGGCAAAAUUUUAAGACAAAAGUUUUAUCAUAACAGACUUCCCUUAGGGUUGGAUUAGAAUUUCGAUAGUGAAAGAGAGUUCUUUUGGUCUGAGAUUAUUCACACAAUUACAUCCAAAGAUGUAGUCAAUCAAGCAGGUAUUGCAGGUAGUAACAUCAAAUAGUUGAUUGUUAAGUUUAAAAAUGUUUAUGGACUCAAACUCGAUGAAUAACAGUUAUUAAUAAGUCUAUUACUUGACAUGUUAUUCACUAGAAAAAAUGUUAGAACUGAUUCCAAAGUUCUUCUCUUUAAUUUCUUGAAUGAAAUGCUUUCAACUAGACCCGAAUUUGAUGAUUUUAAACUUGAUUGGAAAUCAUUUUACGAGUUUUAUCUUUAAGAAUUCCAUAACAACGAAGAAAAGCCUUUCAGAAAUGAAUAAAACAAUAUCUCUUUAUUUUCGGAGUUUAUCGUUUUAGUAAAGAGAUGCAAGUAGUAUUUUGACGUGUCUUCUAUAAAAGAAGUUUAUGAGAUAUUUAAGUAGAAUUAUACUCCAUCAAAGGCAGAUCAUCAUAUGAAUUUGUUAACUCUCUUUUUGAAAAUUGACUAAGAUGCUGGAAAAGAAGUAUAUGAAGAACUCCUAUAAGACUUUGUUUAAUAUUUGAAUUUCUCAUAUUGCUCUAGAAAUACUUUGACGCUCUACAAUAUCAUGAAAAUACUUCGUGAAUUUAAGAGUCUUAAUUGGGAGAAAUAUUACGAUGAAAUUUUUACUUCUAUUUUUAGAAAUCUAAAUAAUUUGUUAAUCCUUGAUACUGCUACUGCUGAAGAAAAUGUUAUUAACACACUUCUUCCUGAAGAGCCUAUUGGUGUAAAAUCAAUUAUGAAACAAAUCCCUGAUUUUAUGGUUCAUCUUCUUCUUCCUUCUACCCACAAAAACUACGAAAUAGUUUGGCAAUAUAUUGAAAGAGUUUUCUUGCUUAUAGACAGAGUAUUCAAUCCUAAUAACAAGUCAGAACAAUGUGAUACUUUAUUAAAGUUAUUCAAAGGUUUUGUUAGAAAGUUCAUUAUUAGAUAUGAUAUGGAAUAAAAGGAUAAGUAUAAUUUAGAUGAUAAAUUGAGCACAGAAGAUGACGAUUCAGAUAUUUUUGAUUUAGAAUACAAUAUUAGCGAUUAUCACAUUCCUGAAUACUUGCAGGAAAAGAAUUAAAAUAAGAGUAUAGCUAAAAAGCAAUUCGAACCAGAAUUCAUUCUAGAUGAAACUUGCAAAGAAAGAUUUUUGGGAAUUUUGGAUAGAUUCUUAAAAAAAUUAGUAUAUAUGGAAGAUGGUUCUCAUAGUUCUUGCAAAAUUUUGCAUUGGUUGUGCUAUUUUGAACCUCAAAGAUAUGCUAUUCCAGUUAUUGAGCAUUGUCUUCAAAGCUUUUCUUACAUGGAAGAAUUAAAUUACGCAACUAUUAAAAACAUUGUGCUUUUUAUUAUUCCAGUUCUUUGUGAUCGCAAGCUUUGUCCAACAGGCUUGAAAUAUAUUCCUUAAUUCCUGAAGACUUCUUUCAAAUUAUUUGAGAAAUAAGGAGUCAAGGAUAAUUUAGAUCUUGUUGAAGCUUAUUCUAAGAUUUUCAUGCUUCUCCCUAUCGAAAGAUAUUAAGACCUCUUCAAAAGCUACAAGGCAGAAAAUCCUGAAAAGUACGAAAAAGACUUUUAAGAGUUAAUUAACGAUCAUAAUUUUGAUGCUAUAGAAUUUAUUUAAUAGUUAGAAAUUUUUGCAAUAAAAUUCUUCAAAUUGAUAGUAGAGAAUAUCGGCACACUUGAUAUGGCUGACAGUGAGAGUUGUACUUUAAUCAUUGAUUUCAAUAACAUUUUCUGGACUUUCAUUGUAAAUAGCUCUCACUCAUUGCGUUUACAGUAUAUUAAUAUCUUAUUUGCAAGACUUGAAGACAAUAUUAUCCCUGAAGGACAAUAAGCCAUAGCAUACCUUUUAGAUUGUUUGAGUUUGGUUGAACCAGAAGUUUUACUGUAAAAGACUAUUGAACUUUUAGAAAAGAAAUUAAUUAAGAAAAGAACAGAUCCAUCCACAAUUGAAAGCAUGAAGAGCAAUGUAAUGUGGUAUUUCUUGGAAAAGAACGAAAACAAAGAUAAAAUUUUAGAAAAAGAAUUUGCUAUUUUUACUGAUACAUCAAUCAAAUACUACGUUAGCAUCCUAGAAAACGCAAUGAGCUAUUCUAGAUCAUAUAUUAUCAAACACUUAGAUUUCAUAGAAACUAUUGCAUUCCUUUGUUUCUUCUAAGACGACUUAAGUGUUUUUGAAAAAUCAUGUGACAUUAUUCACACUGUUAUUCUGACUCUAGGAUAUAUUUAUCCUACUGAUGUUAGCUAUUUAAAUAAAUCAGAACGUCCCACAGAUAAUACUAAAUAUCAAUAUCUUCAUAACUUAGGCAAAACAGAUUUAAACAAAUUUUAACUUGAAUGGUACAACCCUUCAGAAUAAGAAAAGGCCAUCAUUAUGAAAUGGUUGAAUAGAACCCUCUAUGUAGUUAUUAGCUAUUUCUAAGAUAACUACUUUAGCAAGCCACAAUACCCUAUUUUAGACUAUGAAAAAGACUAUGCACUCAUUAUCCAUGAAAUGCUUUUCGAUGAAUCUACUGAUUUAUCAAUUUCUAAGACUUAAAAAGAUUUUUAUAAAGUGCUCUACGUAGCUCUCGCUUCAUUCUCUGGUAUCAAUGUCAGAAUUCCUUUCAUAAAACCAGAUAAUCUUGAUCAAUGCAACGAAAGGGUAAAGCAAUACCAUAAAUUCUAUAAAAGCUUUGAAAGCAAAUUCAUGUUUGAAGAGCUCUCAAAUUGCCGUAACGAAUUAACUGAUUUAUGCACCAAGUUACCUUCCUUGUUCCAUCACACUAAGACAAUAUAAGAUGCUUCUCUUAUUGAAUUAUAUCAAUACAUAAGUCGUGAGUGCUUUGGAGAAUCUUAUUUAAUUGAAGAAAUUAAAAGAUCUAAUGAAAUGAUUGAUGGAUUAUGUGUUUUGAAUGAUUUCCAUAGACCAAAUCUAUUCAAUAAUAGAUUCAGUUUAGCCAGUGAGUGUAUCACCUACUUAAAUGAAAAGAUAGAUAUGUUCUUCUUCUUAAAUCCUUAUUUAGGCAAAUAGAAACUUUAAUUAUUUAACAGUUUCUUUAUUCUGUCAUUCCACCCUACUUACUUAUUCAGAAUGUCAAUUAGAUUUGACCAUGAUUUAAACUUUUCUCUUACUGAAGAUAACGAGUACGAGUCUAUGCAUAAGAAGGCCUUCUAAAUCAUGAACAACUAUAUCUUUAAAGAAAAUAUUUUCUAAAAGGAAGCUACUCCCACUAUAGAAAAAGUUUAAGAACUCUUGCUAACUAAUCUUCGUAUUGAGUCAUUACAAAGAUUCCCAUGCUGCGCAGCUAAUCCCGACUCUUUCUAUUAUAUUUUCAAUAGUGUAGAAAUAUUCGAAAUGUUAGAUAAAAAAAUUUGGUAGUAGAAAGUUAUCGAAUAAAUAAUGAAAACACUUACCGCCAACUAUGAAGAUGCUUAUUUGUUUUCAUAGCUUAGACCAAAUGACAUUAAAAAAUGCACAAUUCCUCCUAUUAUUAAAAGCAAUCCUUAAUAUUACGAGAGUUUGAAGACAAUUAAAAUUGAUAGAGACAGCAUUUCACUUGAAAAAGCUAAAGCAGUUAGGGAAGCUUUCUUAGAAAUUAUAAAUAAAUCAAACAAUAAAAUGGAUGAUCCAAAGACUCAUUGGAAAACAAAGGUUCUGUGUGGACUAUUUGUUGUAUACUUUUUAAAUAUCUUCGAUGAUUUGAACCACCCUUACAUAGCUAGAUUUGCUUAAAUUUCUAUUAAUUUUGCUACAAGCAAGACUGACAUUCAUCUAGCUUAAUAUGGAAGAUCACUUCUUUUCAGAUUAAUUAACAUAAAUAAGAGAAGAGUUGUUAAAAAAAAUUAUGAGCCUAUGCCUGGCUUCUUUGGUCCUAGCAUGGAGGUCGAAGAUUCUAAUGAUGGUGAGUAUACCUUAGAGGAAUUCUUUUAAUAUCAUUUCUUAAAAAGAAAAGAUUUACAAUCGUACUUAAUUAAAUCAAGAGAAAUCGGUACUUACUAUGACUAUGCUCCCCUCUAUAAUAAAUCAGGCUACUAAAUGAAAGAAAGCGAUGGCAUCUACUCCGAAACAAUUAUAAAAAUUCUCUUAAAUGAAAACUUCUUUAAUGAAUUUAUUGAAACAAUAUUUGAAGCAAAAGAAAUUUACUCAAGCGAUAGUGAUGAAUAAGACCAAGAAAACCAACAAAUAGAUUUAAGCCAAGGAGAAGUCUUCGAUUAAAUCUAAAUUUUAUUUAAUUUCACUUUCGAUUCAGAUAAAAAGAAAUAAACCUUAUUCAACAUUAACCUUAAUUUUAAUUUAUUCGAAUUCUACGCACGUCUCUUUAAGAAAAUAUUCUAGGCAGUUGGAAAAAGAUUCUUUGAUGCUACUCAUAAAAAAAUAGAAUCUCUUGCAGAUGACUUUAACAAUUUACCAAGAUAAAGAGUGAUUUCUAUUUAUGUUUGGUCUAUCUUAAAAUGGAUUUAACGUCUCUCUCGUGAAGAAAGAAAGCCUUAUAUGGAUUUCUGUGUUAAUCUUACUUAAGAAUGUAUUGUUAAUUGCUCAUAAGAACUUUUUAGAGACUGGUGCUUAAGUAUAUCACUUGCCUCUAAGAAUAAUUCAUUUGAUGUCAUAGAAGAAUUUGCUUCAAGAAUAUUGGAAAAAUUAAAACACUAAAAGGGUAUAGGCAAAAGAUUUAGAUAUCAUAAACUUCUUAAAACUGUUUUAACAUUAAAUCAAACAUGGGCUAGAAAGUAUUGUUUAGAAGGAAUGAAGCUCAUCAUGGAUGCUGAUGUCGAAGAUACUAAAGAAAGUGAUGAAAAUUGCGAAUUAUUUGCCGAAAUUCUUUGCUCAUGCAUCAUAAGUAGAGUAAAUGUUAAAAAACUCAAGCAAGAAAAAUGGAUUAAAGAAGAUCUUUAACAAUUAAUUGAUGAGAAGAAACUUAUCGUUUAAGAUGACUAUACUGCUUUCGAAAAUAAUAAAUUAAUUACUCAGUUUAUUGAGCACUUAUUUAACAAGCUCAAUAAUGUAAAGAAAGAGUCAAAGAAAAAGCUCUACAGUCACAUGACUUUCAAAGUACUUGAUAGCAUUUCUGUCAAACGUUAAAACGAUCUCUUCUGGUCUUACUUCCGCCCAUUCUUCACAUAUAUUAUUGACAACAAGCCUGAGAAUAUAAACGAGAUAGAAAUAUUGAAGGUUAUGUCAUGUAAUGAGUAUCCUGCUAAUAUAAGAAAGGAUAUCAAGAGAAUUUUAGCUGAAAAAAUUGAAAGUGAAAAUUGGGUCAGUCGCCAAAAAGUAAUUCUCUUCUUAAAGAACUUCUUAUACUUUGAAGAAUAUUAAGAAAACUAAGUUUAAGUUGAUAGUUUGAUAAUUAGAGGCUUAACUGAUAAGAAUAAUUCUGUUUCCUUGUUAGCUGUUGAUUGCUUAAGUGAAAUUCUCAAGCUUGCCACUACAGAUGAAUAAAAUACUAUCUUCUAAAAGUACAAAUCUUAGUCUCAAUCUCUUCUUCCUAAAGACAAAAACUCUGAAGAAUACAAAUAACUUACUGAUUAAAAAUAAAUUGCUGUUUAAGUUUUAAUGUCUCUCCUUUUGGCCUUCUAAGAGGAUAUCCUCCCCUGGACCGAGGAAGCCUUAAGAGAAGUUAUUAACUCUAAAACAUUAAAUGCAAACAUGAGAAAAAAAGUAAAGGAAUUUGUUGGGUAAUAUUGGAGAGAAUAAGAUGAAGUUAUAACAUUUAAUUCUUUAUCUUUAUCCGAAAAGAUAAAGAAACAAAUCAGAGAAAUCGCUAACCCAUACGAUUAUUUUGCAUGA